Cornus florida is the source of this 771-nucleotide messenger RNA. RefSeq lists its product as uncharacterized. Gene Ontology annotation, biological process: mRNA splicing, via spliceosome; maturation of SSU-rRNA; ribosome biogenesis. Gene Ontology annotation, molecular function: RNA binding. Bases 146 to 532 code for a protein of 128 amino acids. The transcript has 5 exons. Gene Ontology annotation, cellular component: small-subunit processome; nucleolus; U4/U6 x U5 tri-snRNP complex. NCBI's taxonomy places the organism in Eukaryota, Viridiplantae, Streptophyta, Magnoliopsida, Cornales, Cornaceae. The record is from RefSeq and is a predicted model, not a curated record.
AAUAUUAACGGGGAUCACGGCAAUUUAUAAAAAAAACUCUACUUGACCUCCCGAACGUUUGUCCUUUCUCUUAAAACUCUCGUUUUGUAUAGCGUUUGGGGGAAAAAACCCUAGCAACUCUUUUCGCCUCCCCAAACAGCAAAUAAUGACAGGCGAAGCAGUGAAUCCAAAAGCAUACCCACUUGCUGAUGCUCAGCUCACAAUAACCAUACUAGACCUAGUUCAACAAGCUGCUAAUUACAAACAGCUCAAGAAAGGAGCUAAUGAAGCCACCAAAACAUUGAACAGGGGUAUUUCUGAGUUUGUUGUGAUGGCAGCUGAUACUGAGCCACUCGAAAUCCUUCUCCAUCUUCCAUUACUUGCAGAAGAUAAGAAUGUGCCCUAUGUUUUUGUCCCUUCAAAGCAAGCACUUGGCCGAGCAUGCGGAGUCACAAGACCCGUGAUUGCUUGUUCUGUGACAAGCAAUGAGGGAAGUCAAUUAAAAACCUCAAUACAACAACUCAAGGAUGCCAUUGAGAAGCUUUUGAUCUGAAAAAGUACAGAAUGCGUUUGUAGUAUGGUGGGCCUCUUUAGAAGAGUUUGGAGGUUUUGAGGGAUGAAGUUGUUCAACUAGGGAAGAGGGAGGUUUUAUUUUUAUUUAUGUAUUUUUUUGGUAUCAAAAUCUCUCUCAUGAUGUUUUUAUGCAACGUGCUGAGAUAAUAUUAUGGAGUUAUAUCUUGAGAAGCCAUGAUGAAUGAUGCUUUGAACUAAUUUAUAACUUCAUUAUGGUUA